Molecule: messenger RNA, 346 nt
Organism: Staurois parvus
Lineage: Eukaryota; Metazoa; Chordata; Amphibia; Anura; Ranidae
Source: the annotation of a GenBank genome assembly
CUAGGCAUGCAGACUGCUUCUACAAACAUUUGUGAAAGAAUGGGUCACUCUCAGGAGCUUAAUGAAUUCAAGCGUGGUACCGUGAUAGAUUGCCACCUGUGCAAUAAGUCCAUCUGUGAAAUUUCCUUGCUACUAAAUAUUCCACAUUCAACUAUUAGUAGUAUUAUAACAAAGUGUAAGCAACUGGGAACAACAGCAGCUCAGUCAUGAAGUCACUGGACUCUAGAGCAGUGAAGACAUGUUCUCUGGAGUGACAAAGCAUGUUUUUCUGGCUGGAAAACUGAUGUCUGGGUUUGGCGGUUGCCAGGAAAACAGUACUUGUCUGGCUGCAUUGUGCCAAGUGUAA